UAAAGGCGUCUUAUAAACAAAACAUAACCCAUUUCACUUUAUUCAGAAGCAUGGAUCUGUUCAUUUUGUAUACUUGUCGAGAAAAUGCCAGCUUAUCAAAAACUUGAACCAACCGUCAUUCCAGUAAAGAAAUUGAAGUAUAUAUGGUCCAUAUAUUACUUUAGUUUUUCUCGUAUCUUUCCUACAGAAAACGCAACUGUUACUCAAUCACUCCCGUUUUGCCACCCUGGCAUUCCACAUCGACAACCUGAGGGAUACUGGCUUCAGGACACAUGGCAUUCACUUUCUUGUAAGGUUGGACAGUUUCGCCCUACGGACAUCACAAAAUGCCUAACUAACCGUUCAGUGCACUUCAGAGGCGACUCUACUAUCCGGCAAUGGGUCGAGCGCUUAAUAAAUUGGAAUGUUGUUGAGAAAGCUUCAGAUAAUAGAAAUUUUGGACCGUACACUUGCUUCAAUCGCAGCACUGGGACUAUGGUCACAUUCGAAUUCCACACAGUUCCUAUCCAAACUGUGAGCUGGUUCCUAUUAAACCUUGGUGAAGCCGGCAUUUCCAAGGAAGUCAGGAAUAUGGUGGGCGGUCCUAACGUGGUGAUUAUACUAAGCUUGUGUUCACACUUCACGGCCGAACCCAAACGUGUCUACACCACCCGCAUGUACGAAAUUAGGUCCUCUAUACAACGGCUACUCAAGACGUAUCCUGAAACCAGAGUCAUUGUGAAGACGUGCAACACAAGGAAUCAUCGUCACUAUAGGCAACUCGUCCAGAUGUCGGAUUGGAUUUCAGUCCAAAUAAACCAGGAAAUGAGAAGCAUUAUGGAGGAUUUAAACAUCACCAUUCUGGACGUGUGGGAUAUGACAGUUAGCCAGUGGUAUCCUCAGAAGUCACAUCCUAACCAGCGAGUGCAAGACAACGAAUUGGAUAUCCUUAUGUCUCACAUAUGUCCAGAAAUGGUGAAAAAUGAGUAAUUGGGUCCAGCAUUUCUUUGGUAAGGCAUCACUCACCCUUCAUUCUUUUUCGAGGAAAGUACUGGCAGACAAUUACAGAUAUAUCAGGUCUCUAAACCACUUUAAAUGCGAUCCUGAAGAUUGUACAUUUUCUGCAGCUGCUCCUUUACGAAUGUGAAGUUUGGACAGGAUAUAGCGAUAGAAAACGCGGCCAGGGAUAAGUGAAAAACAAAGAAAUAUAAUACUAAUGACGGUAAUUUUCUCGCUUUGAGCCGGAGACAGAACAUGUAAAAAUCUAAUAACUUCAAUCUUCAUAUUUAUAUUUUGAACAUUCCUGACUAUAGGAACUACAUGAACUACGAAUAGAUUAGGCAUGAGCCUACGAAUAGAUUUCUAGUUGUGUACAUUUUUGGUAUUCUCCACUACACUAAAAAAACUUACGAUGACCUUCUUUAUGUUUAACAUAUUCCUGACCACAUUGACGAACUACGACUGGAAAAAUGAAUCAUUUUUCUGUACACCCCCGGUAUUCUCCACAAUCACAAAGCCUCAAUUUUAGCGGAAUAAUGAAGUUUCCGCACAUCUCAAUGAUAAAUGUAACUUUAUUAACGCAUAGCAGCGUCUUGCCAGUCUACAGCACUAAUUAGAUUAUCAGCACCUGUUUUUUCAACGGAGUUCAUUAGUCCACCUUAAUUCAAUUUGCCACUUAUUGUAGCUUAGCACAGCUGAGAGGGUACAGAUGCUGUUUAAAGGUGC
Messenger RNA from Branchiostoma belcheri (Belcher's lancelet), 1704 nucleotides. Its product is annotated as NXPE family member 3-like. The record is from RefSeq and is a predicted model, not a curated record. Bases 85 to 969 code for a protein of 294 amino acids. NCBI's taxonomy places the organism in Eukaryota, Metazoa, Chordata, Leptocardii, Amphioxiformes, Branchiostomatidae. The transcript has a single exon.